ACCCUUCCACAGGAUCAGGUUCCCAUAAAUGGAUAAGGAGCCUGAACACUCUUCUGGGCUGGGCUGGGCUGGGCUUUGAGUUGGCACCAUAUCAAUUCAGCCUGUCAUCACUUUCCAAUGUGAGAAAGCAAAGUCCAUAAAAACGCACACACAGCAGACAUUCCAUUCCAUGUCAAACUUGAAAGUACAGAACAGUGAGCUCCGUUUGAAGACUAAAAAAAUCAGAAAAAGAAAUCAGAACAAAAAGGUGCUUGUUAUACAAAGUUCUAGGGUUUUCCAUUAGAAAGGGAGAGUGGGAAAGAAAUCAAAUAUACAAAGUUUAAAGUUGGGGUUUCAGAGAGAGAGAGAGAGAGAGAGUAAAUGGAGCGUCUUCGUCCAAGACACAGAGAGGUUCACAUUGGCUUUACAAAGGCCGAGACUCAGAAAAUGGAGAGAUUGCUAAGGGAAUUAGGAGAACAAGUGCUGGAGCGACAAUUUUGUCAAAAUAUUGCAAAAUGUUUUAAUCGCUCCGCAGGUCGUGCUGGGAAACCGAUUGUGAAAUGGACUGAGGUGCAAAGUUGGUUGCAGAAUAGAGCGCAAGAGUUGCCAAACGUAUCCAAAAAUAUCUCUGAGCAACAGGGAAUUCGCCCUUUGAAUAAGGCACUUGGAAGUUCUGAAAUACCUAAAGAAGAAAAGACCGGAAACAUAUCAGAGUUGGAAUUUGAGGCAAGGUCAUCAAAAGAUGGGGCAUGGUAUGAUGUUGAGUCGUUCCUUGCUCACAGGUCUCUUAGUUCGGGGGAAACUGAAGUUCGUGUCAGAUUUGUUGGAUUUGGAGCCGAAGAAGAUGAGUGGGUCAAUGUAAAAAGAGCAGUGCGAGAACGCUCUGUACCACUGGAGCAUUCAGAAUGUCAAAAUUUGAAGGUUGGAGACCUUGUCCUCUGCUUCCAGGAGAGGAGAGAUCAAGCAAUCUACUAUGAUGCUCAUAUUAUUGAAAUCCAAAGGAAAAUGCACGAUAUAAGGGGAUGCAGGUGUCUUUUCUCAAUUCGAUAUAAUCAUGACAACAUCGAGGAAAGAGUUCGAUUGAGAAGAUUAUGUCGAAGGCCAACACAUUAGAGGUGCCAUGCACUGUCGUAAUGGUUUUUCACUAAAGCCAGCUCAGUUUUGUCAAUUUUUUGUCCUCGAGCUGUGUGAGGGCAUGAACCGGCACGAGUUGAUGUCAAUCUUUGCAAGGGAACUCAUUAGUGUUGAGUACUGGCGAGUUGAUGUGCGUUAGUCUUAUGUGGUUGUGAGUUUGAUGGAUCACUCCAACCCUUAAUGAGAAUUGUGAUGUUGGUUGCUGUAGUUCUGGCCUUCUAGGGUUGUUCUACUGUACUGUGGAUGUAUGGAUACAGGCAGGUAUAGAAAACGGAUUAAAACCAUGACUCGUUUUCGGUGGUCUGGCGGGGAAAAAUGGGCAAUGGGUACAAACACAAGGUGCCUGCCUACUUUCCAUAAGCAUUGCAGAAACUUCCAUAAUUCUAAUGCGUUUCACUUUCUUGGCUGUAUACAAUUUCCCAAGGUGUGCCGUACCAAGCCCAUACCUUCCUCCUGUUCUCCAUUAAAGCUAUUAAAUAUAGCCCGAAAUCUUCGGAUCCAGAUACGAGCAAAACCAUUGAGCUUUAAAAGCCCAAAACACAAUGAAAUUCAGGCGCCAAAUUUCUGUGGGAAAUUUCUGCGAGUUACUGUGCAAUCCGCCCUCGAAAAUAAUCACUGAUCAUCUACGACAUGACGUUUAUCCUUCGGUAUUUUUUUGGUGGGGAGGUGGCGAGCGGGUUUUGGUUGUGUGAUAAAGUAGGUAUUAUCUAUUCACUUACUCCUAAAUCCAUUCAACAUCUCCUCUGUCAAACAUCUUAACCCUAAACCUGAACUCUUUAGUAAUCGCUUCAUAGCUGGAUGCUAAUCGUCCUUUUUUAAUUUUGUUUUGUGAUGAAGGAUGGCAUUGAUAUUGAGAAAAAUGUUUUAACAAAAUCAAGUUGUCAUACUGGGAAAGGAAAAGACUCACAAAUAUGGGUCGUUGCAUAUGAUGUUUAAAAGUUACCAUCUCUCUAGUUAUGCUGUGGCCUACCGGCAGACGUCUGUUGCCAAAAGGGGAAGGAACCAGUGAUCAGAGUAUGUAAUUUUUACAGUUAAACAGAGGAUGAUGAUGGCAACAAUUGAAAUCAUUCUCCGAGUAAAAAUCUGAUUAUAUUCGACAAAAGUUUAACAACCACCAUGCCUCGGCCGGUUCAUGACAGACUCAAUUCGUCUUCUGAAAUGCCAAUUCAUGACCUGGCUGCAUUUUCUGACCAGCCAGAUUCAAGUCGAUCUGGUCAGUUCAAUCUAGAAAAUUCUGCACACCAUUGCCAUAUUCCGGGCUACCAUUUUGGCUCUGCAACUGGAAAUAAAACCAAAUGGCUUGGGGAGUUGAGAGGAACGUUGAAAUUGUAUGGGUGUACUGCACCAUUCUUCUUCUAGACUGAUAUACAAUUAAAAUAAGAGCAUAAAUGAAAUUCGCACAAUAUGCAUAGUUCCUGAACAUUUUUUAAGAGGUUGUGUGCCGCUUAACUCAAUCAUGUCAUUAGGCUGAAAGCACCCAUUACAACUUCCAAAUUAUAGGCUCGUAAAGGCUCCUCAUUCUUUAACUUGUUUUAUUUCUUAUUUUCCUAAAAGGCGAACAAUGCUUUUUGGCAUAUGCAAAUGUAUACUCGUGAUGCAAGAUUCAUUUUUCUAGCUCUUAAUCUGUUCUAUUGCAUUUAACUACGUUUCUUAUACCUAGACGAAAUCAGUUAACUUUCCUAAGCACUAUCUAGAACGUUUAACCAUUUCUCCCAACUAACAUUCCCCAUCCUGCUUCUGGUAUCACUAACUUCAGUACUCUGUCCAAUUAAGACAGAUGAACAGGAGUUUCAGCAAAGAGACAAAAUAUUUAUAUAAGGCUAAUACUAAACUUUGGUCUGUUUAGUUGGACAAUUAAUUAUCAGUCCCGUGAAAAAGGUGUUUCAAACUAAAACCAACAUUAAUCCACAGUAAUCUUAUACACACUAAAUCCAUCAAAACGGAACAGAAACCAAUGCGGAUACUAGUUACACAAUAAGACAAAUUUGUACUUCUCUUGUGGUAAUUACCAAGAGCAGGCUCAUAAAUGCAAGUUAGAAAUGCAUGAAAAUGAUGCAGUCACACAAAACGGCAGUCAUGUCAUGAAGUUUAACAGUAGUAGUUGGACAAUUAAUUAUCAGUCCCGUGAAAAAGGUGCUUCGAACUAAAACCAACAUUAAUCCACAGUAAUCUUAUACACACUAAAUCCAUCAAAACGGAACAGAAACCAAUGCGGAUACUAGUUACACAAUAAGACAAAUUUGUACUUCUCUUGCGGUAAUUACCAAGAGCAGGCUCAUAAAUGCAAGUUAGAAAUGCAUGAGAAUGAUGCAGUCACACAAAACGGCAGUCAUGUCAUGAAGUUUAACAGUGGUAGUUGGGGGGGGGGGGGGG
Prunus persica (peach) is the source of this 3486-nucleotide messenger RNA. RefSeq names its product protein SAWADEE HOMEODOMAIN HOMOLOG 1. Gene Ontology annotation, molecular function: chromatin binding. The transcript has 9 exons. The record is from RefSeq and is a predicted model, not a curated record. Lineage: Eukaryota; Viridiplantae; Streptophyta; Magnoliopsida; Rosales; Rosaceae. The coding region runs from base 361 to 1092 and encodes 243 amino acids.